Messenger RNA from Acanthosepion pharaonis, 3174 nucleotides. The record is from the annotation of a GenBank genome assembly. NCBI's taxonomy places the organism in Eukaryota, Metazoa, Mollusca, Cephalopoda, Sepiida, Sepiidae.
AUGUACCAAUAUUAUCUAUCUAUCUAUCUAUCUAUCUAUCUAUAUAUUGCGAAAGAGAAAGAAAAAAUCAAAGGAUCUCUCUUGCCCUUCCCUAGUCUCAAAUCUCCUUCUUCCUCGCUCACAGUCUUUUUCAUGCAUCCUUUUUUUCCUCUCCGACUAACACGUUGCUUCAAGUUCCAAAACAAAAUUGAAUACAUUUUUUUAAAUAUUUCUUGCUUUCUUUUUUAUUUAUUUAUUAAUAAAGAGGAUGUUGCCAUCGUUUUAAACAGUGUAUUCACUCUGGAAAUAUAUGUUUACGGCACAGUGUUGGCAUUGUGUCUCUGUCAACUAUCAACAGUGGGAAAAGAUGGGCGAGGUCCUUUAAUAUAUCUUACAUCCUUCCCUCGUCGACCUUCUCUCUCUCUCUCUCUCCUUCCCCCGUCGACCUUCUCUCUCUCUCUCUCUCCUUCCCUGUCGACCUUCUCUCUCUCUCUCUCCCCCCGUCGACCUUCUCUCUCUCUCUCUCUCCUUCCCCGUCGACCUUCUCUCUCUCUCUCUCCUUCCCCCGUCGACCUUCUCUCUCUCUCUCUCUCCUUCCCCCGUCGACCUUCUCUCUCUCUCUCUCUCCUUCCCCGUCGACCUUCUCUCUCUCUCUCCUUCCCCGUCGACCUUCUCUCUCUCUCUCUCCUUCCCCGUCGACCUUCUCUCUCUCUCUCCUUCCCCGUCGACCUUCUCUCUCUCUCUCCUUCCCCGUCGACCUUCUCUCUCUCUCUCUCUCUCCUUCCCCGUCGAACCUUCUCUCUCUCUCUCUCUCCUUCCCCAAGAGACCUUCUCUCUCUCUCUCUCUCCUUCCCCGUCGACCUUCUCUCUCUCUCUCUCUCCUUCCCCGUCGACCUCUCUCUCUCUCUCUUCCCCUCCUUCCCUCUCUCUCUCUCCUUCCCCCUCUUCUCUCUCUCUCUCUCCUUCCCCGUCGACCUUCUCUCUCUCUCUCUCUCCUUCCCCCGUCGACCCUCUCUCUCUCUCUCUCCUUCCCCCUCUCUCUCUCUCUCCUUCCCCGUCGACCUUCUCUCUCUCUCUCUCUCCUUCCCCGUCGACCUCUCUCUCUCUCUCUCUCCUUCCCCGUCGACCUUCUCUCUCUCUCUCUCCUUCCCCGUCGACCUCUCUCUCUCUCUCUCCUUCCCCGUCGACCUUCUCUCUCUCUCUCUCUCUCUCCUUCCCCGUCGACCUUCUCUCUCUCUCUCUCUCUUCCCCUGUCCCUUCUCUCUCUCUCUCCUUCCCCCGUCGACCUUCUCUCUCUCUCCCCCCGUCGACCUUCUCUCUCUCUCUCCCUUCCCCGUCGACCUCUCUCUCUCUCUCCUCCUUCCCCGUCGACCUUCUCUCUCUCUCUCUCUCCUUCCCCCGUCGACCUUCUCUCUCUCUCUCUCUCUCCUUCCCCCGUCGACCCCUCCCUCCCUCGUCCUCGUCUCUCUCUCACCGUACCUCUCUCUACCCACUCUUUUUUUCCCACCCGCUUCUUUGAUAUUGCUUUUAGUUGUGUAUUUCCUUUUCUUUUUGGUCCAAGUUAAGUUAAUUCAUUUUCUUUCUCUUUUAAAAAUCGAACGACGACAGAAUGGUGUAACUCUUCCGAGCCUGUCUCUCUCUCUCUCACUAAUAAUUAGACUCUUCGAGGCCUGUCUCUCUCUCUCACUAAUAAUUUUGACUCUUCAGGCCUGUCUCUCUCUCUCUCUCUCUCUCUCUCCUAAUAAUUUGACUCUUCGAGCCUGUCUCUCUCUCUCUCCCUCUCUCACUAAUAAUUUGACUCUUCCGAGCCUCCUGUCUCUCUCUCUCUCUCUCUCUCUCUCUCUCUCUCCCUCACUAAUAAUUAGACUCUUCCGAGCCUGUCUCUCUCUCUCUCUCUCACUAAUAAUUAGACUCUUCCGAGCCUGCCUGUCUCUCUCUCUCUCUCUCACUAAUAAUUUUGACUCUUCGAGGCCUCCUGUCUCUCUCUCUCUCUCUCUCUCUCUCUCUCUCUCUCUCUCUCUCUCUCUCUCUCUCACUAAUAAUUUGACUCUUCCGAGCCUGUCUCUCUCUCUCUCUCACACUAAUAAUUUGACUCUUCCGAGCCUCCUGUCUCUCUCUCUCUCUCACACUAAUAAUUUGACUCUUCCAGGCCUGUCUCUCUCUCUCUCUCUCACAAAUAAUUUGACUCUUCCGAGCCUCCUGUCUCUCUCUCUCUCUCUCACUAAUAAUUUGACUCUUCCGAGCCUGUCUCUCUCUCUCUCUCUCACUAAUAAUUUGACUCUUCAGGCCUGUCUCUCUCUCUCUCUCACUAAUAAUUUGACUCUUCGCCCUGUCCUCUCUCUCUCUCUCUCUCUCACUAAUAAUUUGACUCUUCCGAGCCUCCUGUCUCUCUCUCUCUCUCUCUCUCUCACUAAUAAUUUGACUCUUCCGAGCCUCCUGUCUCUCUCUCUCUCUCUCUCACUAAUAAUUAGACUCUUCCAGGCCUCUCUCUCUCUCUCUCUCACUAAUAAUUUGACUCUUCCGGCUCUCUCUCUCUCUCUCACUAAUAAUUUGACUCUUCCAGCCUGCCUCUCUCUCUCACUAAUAAUUAGACUCUUCGGCCUCUCUCUCUCACUAAUAAUUAGACUCUUCGGGCCUCCUGUCUCUCUCUCUCUCACUAAUAAUUUGACUCUUCGAGCCUGUCUCUCUCUCUCUCUCUCUCUCACUAAUAAUUUGACUCUUCGAGCCUCCUGUCUCUCUCUCUCUCUCUCUCUAAUAAUUAGACUCUUCCGAGGCCUGUCUCUCUCUCUCUCUCUCUCACUAAUAAUUAGACUCUUCCGGGCCUACUCUUCCAAGGCCUGUCUCUCUCUCUCUCUCUCUUCUAAUGUCUUUCUCUCUUGGAGCCUCUCUCUCUCACUAAUAAUUAGACUCUUCCGAGGCCUGUCUCUCUCUCUCUCUCUCUCUCUCACUAAUAAUUUGACUCUUCCAGCCUGUCUCUCUCUCUCUCUCUCUCUCUCUCUCACUAAUAAUUUGACUCUUCCGAGCCUCCUGUCUCUCUCUCUCUCUCUCACUAAUAAUUUGACUCUUCGAGCCUGUCUCUCUCUCUCUCUCUCUCUCUCUCUCUCUCUAAUAAUUAGACUCUUCCAGGCCUCUCUCUCUCUCUCUCUCACUAAUAAUUUGACUCUUCGAGCUCUCUCUCUCUCUCUCUCUCACUAA